Molecule: messenger RNA, 309 nt
Organism: Miscanthus lutarioriparius
Lineage: Eukaryota; Viridiplantae; Streptophyta; Magnoliopsida; Poales; Poaceae
Source: the annotation of a GenBank genome assembly
AUGGCGUCCACCAACUUGAAUACGCUGAUGAAGGUGCUGCUCUGCGCCGUGCUCCUCCUGUCCACGACCGUCGUUGUCGCCGCCCGCAGCCACUGCGAGCCUGACUGUCGCCGCCGCUCGGCGGCGGUGGUGAUCACUGGCCGGAGAAUGCUGGGCGGCGCCGCCGCGAGCUCGGCCUCGGCGGCGGAGGCGGUGACGACAGCGGCUGCUGCGGUGAGCGUGCCGCGGCUCACCCGCCCCGCGGCGGCGGCGGCCUACUUCGAGUCGAAGAGGGCGAGCCCCAGCGGGCCCGAUCCUCAGCACCAUUAA